Molecule: messenger RNA, 840 nt
Organism: Schistocerca piceifrons (Central American locust)
Lineage: Eukaryota; Metazoa; Arthropoda; Insecta; Orthoptera; Acrididae
Product: probable cytochrome P450 6a14
Exons: 3
Coding region: 1-840 (279 amino acids)
Molecular function (GO): heme binding; iron ion binding; oxidoreductase activity, acting on paired donors, with incorporation or reduction of molecular oxygen, reduced flavin or flavoprotein as one donor, and incorporation of one atom of oxygen
Source: RefSeq, a predicted model, not a curated record
AUGGUGAAGGAUUUCAACUACUUUCCCGACCGGGGGAUCUAUGUAGACGAGGAGAAAGAUUACCUGUCGGCUCACCUCUUCUUACUUGGAGGCACCAAGUGGAAGUCUCUGCGCCAGAAGCUGACGCCCACGUUCACAUCGGGAAAAAUGCGCGCAAUGUUCAGCAUAGUGCGCGACUGCGCGCGCAUUCUGGCUGACGUCACUCCUGCGGGCAGUGUCGUCGAAGUCCGCGAGCUGGUUGCCCGCUACUCCACUGACGCCAUCGCUUCCUGCGCCUUCGGCAUCGAUGUGGACAGCCAGCACAACCCUGACGCGGAGUUUCGCCAGUGGAGGCGGCGCUUCUUCAAGUCGUCGCUGCGCACUUAUCUUAGUCAGGCUCUGGGGUUCUCUAAUCCGAAACUGCGCACCCUGCUGCCGGUAGCCUUCACGCCAAAGGACUUCACAGAGUACUUCACACGUGUCGUCGACGAGACAGUCAAACACCGAGAGGAGACAGGCGUCAUUAGGAAGGACUUCCUGCAGCUGAUGAUUCAGCUGAAGAACAAUGGAUACGUCGAUGACAGCUUCUCAAUCACUGGCCAGCCGAAAACUGAACAAAAAAGCAAGACUCUGACGACCAAGGAAUUGGCAGCACAGGCGUGGAUGUUUUUCAUCGCUGGGUUCGAAACUUCCUCUACCACCGUAAGCUUCUGCCUGUAUGAGCUUGUUAGACACCCGGAUAUCCAGAAGAAAGUACAAGAAGAAAUCGACGACGUACUGAAAAAGACCAACGGUGAUGUGACAUAUGAAGUCAUUAUGACCCAGAUGCCAUACUUGGAAAAGGUGGUGAACGCCUCAUAA